AUGUUCCGAGGACCAGCAUGUGCUCUUUUGUGGAUUUUGGUCACCCUAUUUGGCACCGUCAAGCCUGAGCCCCUAAAUGAUCAAGUGUCUCUGUCGAAGAGGGCGUCAAUCGACCUCGCUAUCACGGCCAACUUCCCGGAUCCGAGUAUCAUCAAGGUCAACGGCACUUGGUAUGCGUUUGCUACGCACACCCGGGGCACCAAUAUCAAAAUCCAAGUCGCGAAGUCUUCCAACUUCGAGGACUGGUCGAUUGUAAAGAACGCGGAUGGCUCACAAUUUGAUGCCCUGUCUGUGCUCCCUGCAUGGGUACGAAUGGCCAACUACUUGACAUGGGCCCCAGAUGUCCAACAGCUAGAUGAUGGCUCCUUCAUCAUGUAUUACUCGGCCACUACAGCAGCAAGACCGGAUGGGUCAAAACAUUGCGUUGGCGCUGCUACGUCACCAUCGAUUCUAGGUCCUUACACUGGGCUACCUGAUGCGCUGUUCUGUCCACUGUCCAAAGGGGGUGCAAUUGAUGCAGCGGGAUUCAAAGACAGAGACGGUAGACGCUAUGUUGUCUACAAGGUCGAUGGCAACAGCCAGGGCAGAGGCGGGGCAUGUGGGAACACUGUAGCUCCUAUCGUCGGUACGCCGCUCAUGCUACAGCCCGUGGCUGCAGAUGGGUACACCUUUACUGGAAACGCAGUCGCUCUCCUGGAUAACGACGGUGCUGCAGAUCAAGGAAUCUUAGAAGCUCCUGUCCUUACUCGGUCCAGAGCCGGAGUAUACUUCCUCUUCUUCAGCAGUGGCUGUUUUGCGAGUUCAGGAUACACGGUCUCGUACGCGACCGCAACCAGUCUUAUGGGACCAUAUACACGCGCAAGCGGCCCAUUAUUCAGGACUGGUGACGGGAAUGGACUCAAGGCGCCUGGUGGUAUGUCGGUAUGGGGAGACAAUAGACACAUGGUCCUUCAUGCGAAUUACGGAGGUGGCCGUGCCAUGUAUACCACAUUAAUAGCGCUGAAGGGAACAGAAGUCAUCACCAUGUGA
Messenger RNA from Aureobasidium subglaciale EXF-2481, 1029 nucleotides. RefSeq names its product glycoside hydrolase family 43 protein. NCBI's taxonomy places the organism in Eukaryota, Fungi, Ascomycota, Dothideomycetes, Dothideales, Saccotheciaceae. Gene Ontology annotation, molecular function: hydrolase activity, hydrolyzing O-glycosyl compounds. The coding region runs from base 1 to 1029 and encodes 342 amino acids. The record is from RefSeq and is a predicted model, not a curated record. Gene Ontology annotation, biological process: carbohydrate metabolic process. The transcript is spliced from 2 exons.